Adineta steineri is the source of this 996-nucleotide messenger RNA. The record is from the annotation of a GenBank genome assembly. NCBI's taxonomy places the organism in Eukaryota, Metazoa, Rotifera, Eurotatoria, Adinetida, Adinetidae.
AUGGUACAAUUUACGUUAAAUAUAGCAAUUGUUAAUGGUGCUACAAAAUCUCAACCUCAGGAAUAUCGAGCUUUUUUCAAUGGACCAUCAAAUUAUUAUCAACAACAACAACAACAAAUGACAAAUAUCAACAGUCAAAAAUGGUAUUAUUCAUCUAACAAUCAACCGUCAGCUUAUUCAUGGUAUUGGACAAAUCAAGAUGUACCAUCGAACAAUUUUUAUAAAAAUACAUUACCAUUUAAUCAAGCAGAUCAAUUAUCAAAUUGGGCAUGUGGAAGAAGUCAAAUAUCGAAUCGAUUUGCACGUAUUAUGGGUGGACAAGAUGCUGUACCUCAUUCAUAUCCAUGGAUGGUUUCAUUAACAAAACGUUCUUUAAAUAAUAUACAUUUAUGUGGUGGUACUCUUAUCACACAACGUCAUGUUCUUUCAGCUGCACAUUGUAUGGAAGAUUUUGAUGGACCUUCAGAUUUAAAUAUUAUAGCUGGUACUCAUUAUAAUACUGAUAAACGAAAUCCAGCACCAGUUAUAGCAAUUAAUGUUCAUCCUCAAUAUGAUCCUGAUACAUUUGAGAAUGAUAUUGCAAUCAUAACACUAUUAGCACCAUUACCUGAUAAUGAUCCACGUAUAGGUACAAUUUGUUUACCACCUGAUGAUGUUCCAGGAAGAAAUUAUCCACCUAUAAAAGCAUCUGGUGUUGCUAUUGGUUGGGGAUCGACUUAUUUUGGUGGUAAUCCAUCGACAACACUCAAACAAGUCGUUCUACCAAUUCUUGACGUAAAUAAAUGGCCAUGUAAUAUUUAUAUUACUUAUGCACCAGGACAAAUAUGUGCCGGAGAACUUAGUGGUGGUGCUGAUACAUGUCAAGCUGAUUCAGGUGGACCAAUAAUGAUAGAAAAUGCCAACAAUCGUUGGGAAAUUGUAGGUAUAACAUCAUUUGGCAAAUCAUGUGGUAAGCCAAAUGCGCCUGGAAUUUAUACACGCAAAAAAAAAUCAUAG